This is a messenger RNA of Penicillium subrubescens, 2037 nucleotides long. RefSeq names its product DUF3292 domain-containing protein. The transcript is spliced from 5 exons. The coding region runs from base 1 to 2037 and encodes 678 amino acids. NCBI's taxonomy places the organism in Eukaryota, Fungi, Ascomycota, Eurotiomycetes, Eurotiales, Aspergillaceae. The record is from RefSeq and is a predicted model, not a curated record.
AUGUCCCAAAAAGACGAAGUAGUUCCCAUUUGGAACUCCGUCACUACAACGGCUCUCACUGUCAACACUGCCGUGGAGGAUGCAGAAAAACUCCCGACUCCGGAAGGGCCGACGGAUAGUCAUGUACUAUCACAAGUCGAACAAGAUGAGAAAGGCUUGAUUCAAAAAGCUGGUGAUACGCCCGACAUCACUGAUGUGGGAUGGAACAACCCCGCGGACCACACUGAACAGCUAAUCGCCGGCUUAUCAAAUGAAGAUCUAUGGAUGCUCAUUCGAAGAUUUGACAAGCAAGUCUACAAUGUCAAAGCCGUUCCCGAAGCACCCCUUCAAAACCUUGAUCUGACUCGAGCGGAUGACGAUGAAUUCUCGCCAGACAAGCUGCGGGCAACAAUCGAACGGUUUUACACCACAAUUUUUGUCAAGCUGACGAGCUUCGUCAAGCACAUUGCUCGCCUUCGAUCUUGGAAGGAGACAAGAAGAACGUCCGUCUUCUGCGCGGUCUACAGUAUUGCAUGGCUUUUAGACCUUCUUGUUCCUACGUUCUUCGCUGUUCUGAUCGCAUUGGUCGUGUACCCUCCAUGCCGGGCGGUCAUGUUCCCGCCAGCGCCCAUUGCGUUGGUAGACAAAGAAACAGGUGGUGUGCAAAAACCCAAAGCUGGAGUUCUCGGAUCUCAUGAUAGUGUUACCGGGGCUCCGCAGAACUUCAAGGGUGAAGCUGCCGAGCAAGAGGCUAGCAACUUGGUGGCUGGUGUUGCUAGUGUUGCUGUCGGCAGUGCUGCUGGGAAACACGAUCAAGGAGUACCAGAUGAUGCACCUUUAGAAGACACUGUGCCCGACGCCACGGAUUUGGUUUCUCAUACUGCGGAUGCUCAGAGCAAAGCGCAUGGCCAGGUGCCAUCCGAUCAUCAUGAUAAGACACGACAGCCCAUGAAAAAAUCAGUCAUGGACGGAGCUAACAUGCUAAUGCAAAUUAUUGCCGACAUCACGGAUUCAUGGGAAAAGAUUGAGAAUGCCCUAUCUCCUACUCGGCCAUUCCCGCGACUUACACCUCGCUUGCGAUUGGCAGCUGUAUUGGUUCCUGCAUGUCUGUUAUCGGCUUGUACACCCCUCUACAUAUUCUCAAAGGUAGCUGGCCUUGGUGUCGGCUUCGGCUUCUUUGGCGAUCCAAUCAUCCAGCGCGGCCUUUCCAUUCUCAACCGGGAUUUCCCUCAUUGGCAGAAAAUUUUUGAAUUGCAAAAGCAACGGGAUAGUUCGCUUCUAAGAGGAAUCCCAACAAAUGCGCAACUUACUUUGACGCUGCUGCGCAUUGGCGAGGCCAACGCAUCGCCUUUGCCGCCCCCACCAACUUCUCGAACUGAACCUCCUUCUCGUCCGGCCUCACUUAAUCAUGAGGAGCUGACAUUAGGCGCUACCAGUGAGGAAAUUCACGAAGCAGCGUCAGCUCAGCCAACUCACCAACAACAAGGACCACAAUUGUCACCCGAAACUCCCCCCAAGAAGAAUUUUGCCUCUAGAGUCAUCGGUUUCUUCCGUGGAACAACUGCCACAGGUGUCGAGAGCAAGCAAGCCAUCGACCGAAUGCGAGCAGUUGUCGGUUCUCGCCACGCCAAAAACCGAGUCGGUGUCCUUCGCCCAAAGGGACGCACUGAAACGCCUGUUGGCCCCGUCGAUUUUGACGCCCGAUAUAAGGGUGCGCACGGGGCCGUUGUUAUUGACUCGACACAGGAGCCGCCGGUUCUUUACUUCACAACCGACAUCCCGCAAGGUGGUGACCUCUAUGUGGGGCAUCGCAAAAAGGGCUCUGUGCUAUUCUCCAUACCGGUUACAGAUAUCCGAGAGAUGAGAAAGCUUGGCGGUAUGGGUUGGAAGGGAAAGCUUGUUGUUGGUUGGGCUAUCGGCGGAAAGGAGGUCGUUGAUGGCUUGCUUAUUAAGGGCAAGGACCCCAAGCAGUCAUACCAGUUAACGGCCAUGGGAAUGAGGAAUCAACUGUUUAACCGUUUGAUUGCUAUCGAUGGACAGGUUUGGGCAAGCUUUUGA